This is a messenger RNA of Williopsis jadinii, 738 nucleotides long. RefSeq lists its product as uncharacterized. The record is from RefSeq and is a predicted model, not a curated record. The transcript has a single exon. Bases 1 to 738 code for a protein of 245 amino acids. Lineage: Eukaryota; Fungi; Ascomycota; Saccharomycetes; Phaffomycetales; Wickerhamomycetaceae.
AUGUACGGUGUCAGCAAGCGUAAAGGGCCUGGGACUGUGUAUGCGAGUUCUGGUGCCUCUAACAUAUCGUACGAUAACGUCUACCGUGGUGAUGAUGAGGAUAUCCAUACGAGCCAUGGGUUCAGAAGCACCAGGCAGAAGAGGUUUAAAUUCGUCAGCCCCAGCGUAGACGACAUCAGGGAUGAUGAGGAUGUGGCAAGUGGAUCUGAGGGCCUCAGAGUGGUCAGUGGUGUGCGUGAUUUAAUAGGUGAUAUCGAUAUACAAUGGCACGUAGUGUUGGGAGAUGAGCAAAGCCACUCUGUAAAUCCUCCAUGCACCAAGCCAUCAGAAAAGACGAGGAGGAAACGAAGAAUUGUGCACUACGAUGAGCCUCCAGAAGGAGAGCUGGAGCCACUAACGUUCAAACUGAAGAAGAUGGACUCAAAGGUGAAGUUCCAAAGGGGAUUGGUGAAUACGAAGCCGGCACAACCUCCCACUGAUGCCACAUUCAAGGGGUUUUGCAAAUCCAUUCAACGUGCCACAACGCCGUUCAUAGCAGAGGUCAACUAUAUAGGGAAGUACAGCUUGUCCAAGGGUCCUUUGCCGUUGUCUAAGCAUGCAGCAUCGACAAUAUUACAGGGGAGAUUCACUACAUCAAACACUACAGGUGAAACGCUACACUCACCACAACAGCACAAUGAGAGAACAGUGGUGAAAGUUGAAAUCAAUCCACUACUAUUGAAAAGGCUCGGUAUAUAG